AUGUUUGUAUUAUUAUUUCAAGAAAAUAUACUAUCUGUUGUACAAAGUUAUCUAGGUUCAUUUGAUCAACAUCGUCGAUCAUUUUCUACUAUAAUAUCUCAAACAUCAAGAAAAUCAAGUUUUAUAAGUCAUCAUCCAUCGAAUGAAGAUGAUGAUGAAAAGAAAACAAUAACACACGAAAUUGAAGAUAAAUCAAUUGAUCUAAAUGGAAAGGAUAUUGAUUAUUCUGUUUUAUAUAAUGAGACAGUUGAAGAUUUUAGUUUUACAAAUGCACGCAAACAAGCUUAA
Rotaria sordida is the source of this 288-nucleotide messenger RNA. NCBI's taxonomy places the organism in Eukaryota, Metazoa, Rotifera, Eurotatoria, Philodinida, Philodinidae. The record is from the annotation of a GenBank genome assembly.